Molecule: messenger RNA, 3871 nt
Organism: Phlebotomus papatasi
Lineage: Eukaryota; Metazoa; Arthropoda; Insecta; Diptera; Psychodidae
Product: zinc finger protein 85-like
Exons: 2
Coding region: 63-776 (237 amino acids)
Biological process (GO): regulation of transcription by RNA polymerase II
Cellular component (GO): nucleus
Molecular function (GO): sequence-specific DNA binding; DNA-binding transcription factor activity, RNA polymerase II-specific
Source: RefSeq, a predicted model, not a curated record
AUAGCUUCUUGUCAAUAAAAGUGCAUAAUGCUAAAUCUUACAAUUUGAUUUACUUAAGUAAAAUGAAUAUCAACACAGAAAGAGAUAAUUUUGAAUUUGACUUAGACUACAGCAUUGUAAAAGAAGAAACAAUACUCCAAGAUAACAAAAUAGAAGUUUAUGAAGAAAACUGUCAACAGAAUGAGGAUCCCCAAGACAACCAAGAGACAAAGGAUAUUGUCCAAUUUGUAAUAACUGAAGUAAAUGAGAGAAAGUAUAAAUGCGAAAUUUGUGAUCAGGCUUAUGCCCAUAAAUCGACGCUAUCGUCUCAUAUGGUGACACAUUCUACUGAGAAAAAAUCAAAAUGUAAUCUCUGUCCAGCAGCAUUUGGGAGCAAUAAAAGACUAAGGAGGCAUAUUAGGGAAACACACUCUGAAAAAUCCUAUCCCUGCCCAAUCUGCACCAAGAGUUUUAAAGUACUUAAUUCCCUGAAACUGCAUAUCAUUAGGCACACAGGAGAACGUCGAUAUGAGUGUAACUUGUGUGGACAGAAAUUUCAAGAUAGGAGUCACAGGAAUCGACAUGUAGCAGUGGUUCAUAUGGGCAAGAGACGGAAAAAGCCCGAAAGGAAAUACAAAUGUGAUCAAUGUGAGAAGAGCUUUCCUUACAAAUGCGGAUUGGAGAGACAUACAUCAACUGUUCACAACAAUGUUAAGAAUAUUCCCUGUCCUGAGUGUCCGGAAAUGUUUAAACACAAAUCCUAUCUUCAAAAACAUAUGAGCUUCCAUAAACUGUGAGAUCUGUCACAUUAGAGAUCUAAACUAAGACAAUUUAAUAAAACGCAAUCCAAAAAUUCAUGGAAUUAGCAUGACAACAUUUUUACGGAUUAACUAUAAAAAUGAUACUAAAGGCAAAUCUUGGACUUUGGGUUUGAAAACUAUUGUGUGCACUGGCAUAUAGAUAAAUAGUUUACCAGUAAGGGUAUUCUGUACAGCAUGACAAAGUCAUAUGACAAAUUUAAAAAUUUUAAUAUGGAAAAUUAGGAAGAACUAAUCGAAAAUCGUAUUAAUAUCAGUUACUAAGAGCUUUAUAGCGAUCCUUGCAAUGGUCAUUCGAUGCUCACUAUGCUUCAAUGUUGUCCUGCUCCCAUACCAUGAAAAUUUGUCAUGACAUUGUCACAUUGUUACCGAAUACCACGUGAAUUAUUCUUCAAAAAAUCAUAUUCGUUGUCUGUUUCAUUAAUUUGCCCCUUUUUGAAUGAGUAAACACUUAAGCGUAUACUUCGGGAGAGAAAGUUUUAAAAGUAAUUAACAAGUAAAAGACCUCAAUGUGCUCUUUAUUUUUAGUCUGGGAGAGUUUUCAAGGCAUAUCAUUCGGUCUUCACAAUAAUAUUUAUAUUUCUCAAGUUUUUUGUAAAAAAAUAUUCUAGAAGUCUUGAUUAACAGAAAACAAAAGGAAAAUUGAUGUUACGUAGUUCGAUAGAAAAGUAAUCCCUUAAUAAGAUCAAAGGAUAUAAAGUUAUGGAAGAUUUUGAAAGUCUGAAUUGUAUUAAGUAUCUACCCUUUUGAGAAGUGUUUCAUUUUAUUCCAUACCUAUUCAACCGAACAAAUAUAUAAAACGUAUCUCUGCAUUAAAUUUCAUUUAUUAAUAAAAAAUGUAUUGCAAUUUAGUCAUAAAAAUAAUAAUCAUUGAAUAGACAGUGGCAGAGCUAUUAGAGAUUAUCUUAGAAUUUUGGAAGGAUUUCCAUUGGGGUUUCCCUAGGAAAUCCAGUAAGAAGAGCGCCUAUGACGCUCUUCAGUCACUGGGGAUAAAAUUCUGAUAGUCUGAGCGCAAAGACAACUCUAUCUUAUCAGAAUUUGGGAGGAUUCCUGGAGCAAGAAAAAAAGGGCAGAGUUUUUGCCUACUUACUUGUCCUUUCCACUACUGCAUCACUCUUGUGAGCUUCUAUGCAUAAGCCGUAGCUAGAUUCUGUGGAAAGACGCGACUGAUUUAUUUUCCACCAAAUCAAUUAAUUUAUAUUACAAUAUUUCAUAGUUCUAAAGAGGUAGGAGAAAGUACAAUUUGAUACACGCCUACUGCAAUUUGGGAGAAAUGUGACAAAAUAUAAUGAGAAAGCAAUUUUCUUCCCCUACUUUUCAAAUACACUGUACGUUUUUCCACAAUUGCCCUAUAUUCUUCCAAAUGUAAACAAUGAGAAGUUAGUAUGAUUUACAACUUUUAGAAAGGAAUAAUAAAAAGAAAAGGAUUAAAUAUAUUAUAAAAGUUAUUCAUGUUCACAGUCGUGAACACAUUAAAAAAAUAUAAAAUGAAAUCAUAUUUUUCAGUAAGCUUUGAGCCAAGAGAGAGACAAGUUCAUUAAAAUAUUUCAAUUCAAAUUAAAUAAGAUUAUAGUAAGGCCAUGUAACUCCGACGAUUGCAAAACUCGGACGCCGCGACCGAUUUAACUCCGAUACAUCCACUUAAAAUAUAAUUUAUAUUUUUAUUUCUGUAAUUAAUUACUGAAGUAUCAUAUUAUAACUAUUCUACUUUAAGAAAAACCAAAAAUUAUAUUUUUAUCGGUUUAAUAAGUGGGUAAGAGAAAUAUUUUUUAAGCUCGGGUCAGCUGGGUUGUGUACUAAAAAUUUAAUUUCUGAGAAAAUUUUGCUGUUGACAGCUCGUCGCUGGAAAAAGUUUAGUGUUUUUUCUAUAUAAUAAAACAUUAUUUGCAAUCAAAAUUAUUAAUAAAAGUUAGUGUAGUUAUUGAUCUACAAGGUGAGUAAGAGUUUAUUGAUAAUAUAAAUAAUUCAUACAGAAAUAAGUGAUUUUUGUGAAUGUUUACAUUUCGAUGUAUGUCGGAUGCGGUGAAAGUCAAUGUUUUGGUUCAGAAUUUGCAUUGUUCAGGACUCUUUUUCUGUUUCAGAUGCCAAAGGGAACAAAAGAAAAGACCUAUAAGGACAAGCCCGACUCUAAGGAAGGUAUUAGGAAUGCCUUGCAGUGUGUACGAGAUGGUUCUACCAUAGCAUAUGCAUCCAAAACAUUUAAUGUCCCAAGAACAACACUGCACAACAAAUUGACCGGCAAAUACCCAGAGGAGUGCCCCAAUGGCAGGCCAACAAUUCUUUCAAAAGAACAGGAAAAAGAACUUGUCAAAUGGAUCCUGGGAUGUGCGGAUGGCUGGCAUCCCAUCGGGAAGGAACAAGUUCUGGACAGCGUUAAACUCAUCUGUGAGGUCUACAAAAUUCCAAACCAUUUUACAGCUGGAAGACCCGGAGACGUUUAGUUCAGGAAUUUUCUUAAGCGUCAUCCAGAGCUCAGCAUGCGCAAGCCAAAAUCCUUCUCAUUGGAAAGAGCUACUGUUACUGCUGAAGACCUCACGGAAUGGUUUCAGAAUUGUCUUGGAUAUUUCACAGAACACAACCUUCUGAGCAUUUCACCAGACCGUGUUUUUAAUUGCGACGAAAGUGCCUUCUUUUUGACACCGGAAGAUGGAAAUGUCCUGUCCAGGAGAGGUUCACGUGUAGUUCCAUCUCUUAAAAAUUCAGGACCGAAGCAAUGUAUCACAGUACUCCUCAGGGUGUCAGCUACUGGCGAACUUGCUCCUCCAAUGGCUGUUCAUAAAACUGACAUUACUCCAAAAAUUGCCAUUCACAACGCAGAAGGAUGGAAAAUGGGAACGUCACCACAGAGUAGAGAUGUGCGCCAAGCCGAUUUUAGCCGCUCGGCGCGAGCCGCCGCGAUUUUUGCUUAGCCGCCGCCGCCAAAAAUUUUUAAUGCGCGCCGCGGCGAAUUUUGUUUAUAUUUCAAUUCAAUUAAGUAAUUUUUCUGACAAUAACCAUAAUAAACAAUUUUCAUUCUUAUGAAAAAAAAUGUAUAUAUAGUUAGGAUAGUUAGUAAUUAUACUAUCUAUUGUCAA